GCCGCCACUAUGCCUCCCAAGGACGACAAGAAGAAGAAGGACGCGGGCAAGUCGGCCAAGAAGGACAAGGACCCCGUCAACAAGUCCGGCGGCAAAGCCAAGAAGAAGAAGUGGUCGAAGGGGAAAGUGAGAGACAAGCUCAACAACCUCGUCCUCUUCGACAAAGCCACGUACGACAAGCUCUGCAAGGAGGUGCCCAACUACAAGCUCAUCACGCCGGCCGUGGUCUCCGAGAGGCUCAAGAUCCGAGGCUUGCUGGCCAGAGCGGCGCUCCAGGAGCUCCUCAGUAAAGGUCUAAUCAAGCUCGUGUCCAAGCACAGAGCCCAGGUGAUCUAUACCCGCAACACCAAGGGAGGUGAUGCUCCAGCCGCUGGAGAGGAUGCCUGAGAAGGAUUGCAAGUGGUG
Molecule: messenger RNA, 405 nt
Organism: Euleptes europaea (tarantolino)
Lineage: Eukaryota; Metazoa; Chordata; Lepidosauria; Squamata; Sphaerodactylidae
Product: 40S ribosomal protein S25
Exons: 1
Coding region: 10-387 (125 amino acids)
Cellular component (GO): cytosolic small ribosomal subunit
Molecular function (GO): structural constituent of ribosome
Source: RefSeq, a predicted model, not a curated record